Molecule: messenger RNA, 774 nt
Organism: Penicillium lagena
Lineage: Eukaryota; Fungi; Ascomycota; Eurotiomycetes; Eurotiales; Aspergillaceae
Exons: 3
Coding region: 1-774 (257 amino acids)
Source: RefSeq, a predicted model, not a curated record
AUGGAGCCUGUGCCCGAUGAUCAGACACAGAAGCGUGCCCACAUGAGAGACAAAUACAGCCAAGCGGUGCCAGACCUUGUCCAGGCACUGGACUCCCAGUCACAGGAUGCUUAUCGAAGUGAUGAGCUGUCCUUGGAGUUUCCCUUGGAUCAUUCGACCCCAAGGAUGAAGAUUUUCUCGAUUCCGAAGCCUGUCACUUUGCGCAUCUGUCCGCGGGAAUGCUUAGAAAGUAUUUUCUGGUCGAGUCCGAACUUGGUGGAGGCUCUCUCGAGUACUACCUCAAAGUUUGACGAGAUUUACGAUCACCCUAUGAAUGUGAAAAAUUCCCCCUCUUCUUACAUUGUGGCGGAGAGAGCAUACCAAAUCUUCAAAGGACUGAUACAUGGUCUCUACCAUGGCUUUCAAAUUGGAAUACUGAGGCUAUGCGCGAGCGGCAGGGAAGAUGAGGAGGACCCAGCGACAACGUAUCCUCACCUUAUGCUCGUCAUGUGCUCUGUCGCAGAGGCGACGGACGACGAGCUACUCUUUGGUGAAGUAGGACCCAUCAUGCAGGCAAUCCAAAACCGCAUCAGCUUGACGGAGAUUGAGAAGACAUCCCUGUUUCGGAUAUGGCAUCUCCCACAUGCCAAAUUCAACAUGUCUGGUAUCUUAAAAGUCCGAGCCUCGCCCAUCUACAGCUUUCGAUACAAGAUGGAGGUGUCCUUCAAACUUUUCCUUAAAUACUAUGCCUGCGAUCCUCGAUAUGGCCCGGAUUACAAAUUUUGUAGCGAUUAG